AUGGCCGGACAAGCAUUUAGAAAGUUUCUUCCACUUUUUGACCAAGUAUUGGUCGAAAGGAGUGCAGGGGAAACUGUAACCAAAGGAAGCAUUAUGCUUCCAGAAAAAAUUCAAGGAAAAGUAUUGCAAGGUACAGUAGUAGCUGCAGGAUGGGGCUCUAAAGGAAAGGGUGGAGAGAUUCAGCCAGUCAGUGUGAAAGUUGGAGGCAUCAAAGUAGUUCUAGAUGACAAGGAUUAUUUCUUAUUCAGAGAUAGUGACAUUCUUGGAAAAUAUGUAUACUGA
Molecule: messenger RNA, 282 nt
Organism: Marmota flaviventris (yellow-bellied marmot)
Lineage: Eukaryota; Metazoa; Chordata; Mammalia; Rodentia; Sciuridae
Source: RefSeq, a predicted model, not a curated record